Carassius auratus (goldfish) is the source of this 934-nucleotide messenger RNA. RefSeq names its product ras-related protein Rab-39B-like. Lineage: Eukaryota; Metazoa; Chordata; Actinopteri; Cypriniformes; Cyprinidae. The record is from RefSeq and is a predicted model, not a curated record. The transcript is spliced from 3 exons. Gene Ontology annotation, molecular function: GTP binding; GTPase activity. Bases 148 to 792 code for a protein of 214 amino acids.
UUUUUUUAUAAACUUCGCCUGCCACAUAACGCCCAUUUCCGUAUCAUAUAAAUCUGUAAGACAACUUUCUAUUAACCAGAAAAACACCGACCCCUACCAGAUUCAAACAGGAACUUUUUCUUCAGAAACCAACAGGAUCCUGGAGCAAUGUCAGCUGCCGUGAAUGGUACUGAGUGCCUGUACCGGUUUAAAAUCGUCAUGAUAGGUGAAGGUUAUGUGGGCAAGUCAUGCAUGCUGUAUAGAUACUUAAAUGGCUUGUUUCCAGAGCAAAUAAAUGUAAACAUUGGAGCGAGCUGCUGCGAUCACAUCCUAGAGGUGGAGCCUGGCGUGAGAGUACAGCUACAGAUUUGGGAUAGGAAUGGGCAUAAAUCAUUUUGGAAUCGUCAGCUGAUCCAGAUUUACAUUGGUCAGUCAGCUGGAUGCCUGCUGGUGUUUGACCUGGGCAGUCGUGAGUCUUUUGAAGUCCUUAAACAUCGGUACACAGAGAUGUGUAAUGGAGCGAAUACACACACUAUGCUCUUUGUACUUGUGGGACACAAGUGUGAUAGAAAUGAGCAGGAAGUGAAUCAAGAGGAGGUGGAACAGUUCGCAGGUGAAUUGGGAGCACCAUACAUCGAGGCCUCGGCUGUCACGGGUCACAAUGUGGCAGAAGCGUUUGAGCUGUUGACUCGGCGCAUUUAUCAGGGUUAUCUGAGUGGAGAGGUGCGUUUACAUGAAAGCUGGGGCAAGAUCAAUGAUAAAAAACUAAACAAAGAUGAGUCAGCUGAAAACAGCAAAUGCUGUGUCUCAUAAAGUUAACAUGAGACUGCAUUUUUUCCAUUGGUGGCCAUUUAAAGGAGCCAUACAUUGUGACAAAAUAAAAACAAACCACUAUAAAUCACAAAUAUUUCAUUAUAUUAAAGUAGAUCUUGUGCCAGUGAAAUCUUUAUUUUAA